Nipponia nippon (crested ibis) is the source of this 2215-nucleotide messenger RNA. The record is from RefSeq and is a predicted model, not a curated record. Lineage: Eukaryota; Metazoa; Chordata; Aves; Pelecaniformes; Threskiornithidae.
GUAAAAUAUUAUGCCUGCCUACUGAUUGUUAUUUGGAUUUUUUUUAAAAACUACAGCAAGCAUAGCUGACCACCGUCUCAUCAUGUCUACUGAAGCUGAAACUACUACUGUCAACAGCCAGCCUGAGCAACAGGCUCCACCAAAAGCACAACCUUCAAAGAAGGAAAAAAAGAAAGGACCAGAAAAGACAGAUGAAUCUCUCUUGGCCAGAUUCAAAGGUGAUGGUGUAAGAUACAAAGCUAAACUGAUUGGCAUUGAUGAUGUCCCAGAGGCAAGAGGAGACAAAAUGAGUCAGGAUUCAAUGAUGAAGCUGAAGGGAAUGGCAGUGGCAGCCCGUUCUCCGGGUCAACACAAACAGAAGAUAUGGGUGAACAUCUCCCUCUCUGGUAUCAAGAUAAUAGAUGAGAAAACUGGGGUCAUAGAGCAUGAGCAUCCAGUAAACAAGAUCUCCUUUAUUGCUCGGGAUGUAACAGACAAUCGUGCCUUUGGCUAUAUUUGUGGAGGAGAAGGCCAGCACCAAUUUUUUGCCAUAAAAACAGCACAACAGGCUGAGCCUCUAGUUGUUGAUCUUAAGGACCUAUUCCAACUAAUAUAUAAUAUGAAGAAGAAGGAUGAAGAAGACAAGAAAAAGAAUGGUAGUGAAGCACUACCUGCUGAUCAAGCUGACAAAAUGAAACUGGGAGUUGACCAGAUGGAUUUGUUUGGGGAUAUGUCAACACCUCCUGAUAUGAGCAGUCCCACAGAAGCUAAAGAGAUUCUGUUAGUGGAUCUAAAUUCUGAAAUUGAGACCAAACAGACUUUUACAAAAGAGGAUCUCUUCUUGAAUGGCAUCACAACCUCUCUUCCACAACCAAAGCCACAGCCACCCUUCUUGCCUGAGAGUUCUUUCUCUACCAAUCUCAGCUUCUUUCCCACACCUAAUCCAGACCCUUUCAGCGAUGAUCCUUUUGCACAGCCAGACCAAUCUGCACUGUCUUCAUUUGAUUCUUUAAAAUCUGCUGAUCAGAAGAAGGAAGGUCUGAGUACCUUGGCACCAGUGGGUAACGGUGCUUCAAAUGGUGAUAUUGACUACUUUGGUAAACAGUUUGACCAGAUUUCUAAUAGAACUGGCAAACGAGAAGCACUAGCAAGCCAGUGGCCACUCUUGAGAGUAUCAUCUGCAGCAAGAACUCCAAAUGGGGUACCAGAGAGAGAACAGAAUGGCUUUCUUAAAGCCCCGUCAAACCUGUUUGUGGAAGGUCCUUCCAAAGGAGUAUCUCUGCAGAAUGGAGUAAAGCUGGAUUCUGAAAGUAGUAUCCAGCUCAUGUCACAUGAAUCUAUAACAAUUAGCCCACCACCACAAAGUACCAAGCCAGGAAGAGGAAGGAGGUCUGUCAAGACUGCAUCGAAUGACUUAUUUAGCUCAGACUUCUUUGUGCCGAUUACAGAGAGCCUUAGCUUGACCUCAGUGGCACAAACAGGACCUGUGCCAACUAAUCCACUGGACCUCUUCAAACCAAGUUCUACCACAGCACCUCCCUUGGCUGGUCUAGGUGGCUUGCCGGUAACUUCAUCACCAUGGAGUGCGCAGACACCUGCCUUCACUCAGGCUGCAUCGGUCUUUCCUGGAUCUAUGAUGCCUGCUCAGACUACAGGAUUUACUCAACCACUUGCCUUUGGUACUCAAGCAGUGCCAAGCUGGAACCAGCCUGCAUCUUUUGGUCCAGCAGCCCCUCAGCCCUCUGGUCUCUGGGCACAGGCAGCACAAGUUCCAUCUAGUUCAUGGGCACAGCCAUCCAGUUCUGUAAAUCCCUUCCAGAGUAGUGUGUUCCCACCUUCAACACUACCUGCUCAGAUGCCAUCUGUACUGCCCUCCAUGUCAACAACAACUAGCCCACCUCAGCCACCACCUAGAACUGCACCUCAGAAAGAGCUGUCCAAGAAAGAGAGUGAUGCUUUUAUUGCUCUGGAUCCACUUGGUGAUAAAGAGAUGAAGGAUGUCAAGGAAAUGUUUAAAGACUUCCAGCUGACAAAGCCACCUGCAGUACCAGCAAGGAGAGGAGAGCAGCAAAGCCUUUCAGAACCACCAAAGCCUGUUCCCCGACAAAGUGUGCUGCCAGCUGAUGGCCUGUUUGAAAGUCAAGCUAAAACAGACCUUUUCAGUGCCUCAUCUAAGGAAUCUCAGAAACCACCUUCUGAUCCUUUUGGUGAUCCUUUUGGCAAUCCAUUUGCAUAG